UGCUACAGUCUAGUACUGGAUAGUUCCGUGUUUGGGCGUCUGAAAACAAUUUUUUGUUCACUGAUACAUGUUUCGUAUAGGUAGAUUCUUUGGUUUUAUAUUAAGGCUAGUUCCGGUUGCAAAGCUUCAUUAUGCCAUCGGUACAAGUCACGAACAAGAAGGAUUGGAGUACUGAAGUAAAAGACGAAAGGCUCAGCAGAGUCAAACAACAAAAUAUUCCGGAUAAAGUUGGUAAGGCGGAGCAUCCAGUCAAAAUGCCUUGCAACCCUUCCUCCGCGACACAGUCGCCACCUCCUACUGACGGAGAGCUUCAGACGAAUCACCAUGGUUACAACAAAAAAAGCAUUGUCGGACGGACAAUAGAGGAGGCAAAAGCUAAGAUGGCAAAAGAAGCACAUCUUUCAGUCCACAGACAUCUCCAGCGUGAAGAUCAUAAAACUGGAAAAAUAAAGGACUUUAAAGUCUCUGGAGAUGCGAAGCCUCGUCAGGCCACUGGAGAUGUGAAGCCUCGUCAGGCCACUAAGACUGAUGGACAGAUAAAAUCAGGGUGGGAGAUCUUUGAAUUACUGUUUUUGGAUGUUGAAGAGCUUCGUGUAAGAAAACAGAGGAGCGUCUCUAGUUCUUGCGAGACGAAAGAAACGCACUUACCCACUCGCAAGGUCAGUGCGCCGGCAGCGCUGCAAGUCUGCAAGGAGUCGCCCCGGGAAGAGCAAGUAUUUGAUGAAUCGCAAACCGAAGAAAAGAAGAGUGAAGAUCCUUUGAAGGAAGUCUCCAAGGAUGGGAAGCGAGUGGACGUGGAGCUGAAGCCCCAAGAAAAGGUGAAGGAAAAUAUGAUCGGAAACGAAGAUGGACAAAAAGAUGACGCUAAAGCGAGGGAAGUUAAGAAACAAGAUAUCGGAAAAGGUGACAGCCAACCAGAACAGAGUUCUUCUUCAGACGAUAAACCCCAAGUGAACAAAGUGGACGCCAGGAGGAAUGAAGCAACAGAAGACGUUUCAUCCGAUGCUUGUGAUCUGAAGAAGGAGAAAGUGAAGGCUGAGGAGGAAGCCAAGAAGACAGUUGCAGACAUUGCCUCACUCACACAGAGUCUUCAAAACAACUUGAAGCUUGAUGACGGUGAGAAGGCUCAAGAGUCUAAGUCUAAAGGCAAAGAAGAGUCUGGACGGUCUAGGUUGAUAUCCAAGGGUAUUAACAAUAUGGGAAGACAAGACGGUAUGAACUUGACGUCGAACACUCACUACAACUUUGGGGGAUUUCAACAGAGUCAGCAUUCUCACUAUGCUGCAGCACAGCCUGGACAGACGCAAGUAGCCCAACCGAAUUUUCAAACCAACGUCCUUCCAUCAUUUAAUAAGGCUUUCAGGCCAAGUGUAGUGAGUCCGCCCGGUCAGGGGAACUACAUGCCCAUUUUCAUGAAUCACCCCGGCACAGUGCACAUGGUUCAAGGACCUGUUAUUGCACAAUCUAAACAGAGCCAAUUAGCUCAGAAUGCCCUGUCCCCCCACCCUCAGAGCUAUCCCAUGAAUGAUUUAAGCAGAGGCGGUCUGACAUAUCAACCCCCUCAGCAGAAGCUACCAGUCGAGAGCACCGGGCAGCCGGUUGAGGUCAGUUGGCCUUGCCCUCUGACCCCAGAAUCCAUCACAGACAUGAUCGACAGCAUGACGAGCGACGAAGAAUCCGUCAAGUCUCCGAUGGAGAACGAAGAACCGAUGCAAAACAGCAGUCUGAUGGACUUCCUUCCGUCACCUCAGUCUCCGUGGCAGACAGCGACGAGCGUGGCGUCGAGUUACAGCCCACAGCACUCCCCGUUCGCAGAGCAAACAGCACCUAGUGUGGGGUCGUCGAUGAGCCCCCAACAUUCCCCGUACCAUGACCCGCAAGGAUCGCCUUUCCAGCAGGUGCCAGACGCCUCACCGUGGACACCCGAUUCCUCAAACAUAGGCUCCCCCGGGGAGUCCCUACCCCCAGAGAGCCCCACGUACAACAUCCAAAUGGGCAUGACGGCCGGCACGAUGACUGUCCAAGACAGGUCUUCCUUUGCCCCCCGAGCUCCAAAUAAACAAGAAGAAGAAAAGAAGAUUCAAGAAAUCGAAAGAAUGCUCAUGAAACCCUCGGACCCAUCUCAGAGUCCGCCCCAAUUCUUGCAAGACUUGGCCCCAUCCAUUUAUCAGGUUGAUCCUUACGCCCAUAUGGCCCCACUGAGCCCUCCGACUGAAGUCAUCCCAGGUUCCUUUGGCACCCACCAGCACUCCCCGAACCAGGUUUAUCAAGCGGGUGUCACGCCAUACAUGGAGGAGUUAGAAUUGUACAAGGCUUUGGUGGCAGAAAAAACUGUCAAUGACAUACUGUAUGCAGACAAAGACCGAGACACUGUUCUUCAUCUAGCUAUAUGCAAAGACCAAGUGGCUUUGUCCGUUGCGAUAAUUGAGCGUCUGUGGAUGGAGAAGAAGUCUCUAGACCUCCUGAACAACCUCCAGCAGACUCCGCUAUAUUUAUCCGUGGUUUGCAAGUUGGACAUCCUUACACAGAGCCUAAUAAGUUCCGGUGCCAACCUGGGAAUUGGUAACAUGGAUGGUAACACGCCCCUACAUGCUGCGGCUAUGAUGGGAUAUACAGAGGCCGUCAAGACCAUCAUCCGUUGUAUGACAUAUAGCCGAUGCAGCUUCCUGGAGUUCAGUGCAUUAUUUGACCAAACCAACUUUGACGGUAAGACUGCCCUGAUGGUUGCCAUCGAGGCACACAGCGAAUCAGUCAAUUGUGCAGAGGUAGUCAGAGUGCUUCUUAUGAGCAACGCCAACCCUAUGAUCCCAGAUGACCAGAGCGGUAAGACCGCCCUCCAUUACGCCGUGGAACUUCAGAAGAUGGACUUGAUCGCUAUCCUGUUAGAUGUGUGUCAGGACACCAGUAAACUGGUCAACGCCAAGAUGUACAACGGAAACACCGCCCUCCAUCUUAUCGUUGGGCGGUGCAUACCAGAGGCCCACAUCCUUCAUAUCGUAGGGGCGUUAAUGAGUAGGGGCGCCAAUGUCAGCAUCAGUAAUGACGCUAACGAGAAACCGUGCGACUUGGUCCGCCGUGAACAUUGUCAGGUCAAACAUCAGCUCCACGGCCGUGAACAUCACAAGCGGUAAAAGCAAAUCUUACUCGCAAGAGGACGACGACUCGACAGAAGUACGCAGGGUUGUUCUGUGAAGCUUGCGUCUUUUUUACUUUCGUCCACCUGUUUUAGACAGGCGCUCCAGAGUCGCGCUGAACUAAAUUCUGAAUUAAGUACAUGAAAAGCUUGACGUCUGAAACAGUAUUGGUUUUAAAUGUAACAUUUUUAAAGAUACAUGAUUUUAGUAGAAUUUGUGCAGAGAAACUAAUAUUUGUAAAGGAUGCCUUUUUUUACUUGAUUAUAAUUAGUAAUUUUAAAUUCCCAUUAUUCUUGGGACAAUCAAAUGAUUAGCUACCACAAUGUCAAAGGUCAUUCUUUUUUGUAAAUAUGAUGACAUCAUCCAUAUUUAAUUAUUAUAUUUGUGUAUCUGUACUUGUGUGUUUACCACCCCUUAUAGCAGUUGAAUUUUCGUUAUAUUGUAUACUACAUUAUAAGACAUUUUGUAUAAAUUUAUUACAAGGGUUUACAAUGUGUUUUUAUUUUAAAAUCGUUAAAUUUUUUCUUUUAAAUUGUUGAGGUGCCUAAGACAUAAAUAUGGUUUUAAUUUUUAAGAUUGUUUGAUUUUACAAGAAUCAAGAUAUUUUUUAGUUCUUGAGUCGGCCAAUUUUCAAAGAUCUCAAAUUGAUAA
This is a messenger RNA of Asterias rubens (European starfish), 3785 nucleotides long. RefSeq lists its product as uncharacterized. Gene Ontology annotation, molecular function: protein binding. The record is from RefSeq and is a predicted model, not a curated record. Bases 132 to 3131 code for a protein of 999 amino acids. NCBI's taxonomy places the organism in Eukaryota, Metazoa, Echinodermata, Asteroidea, Forcipulatida, Asteriidae. The transcript has 8 exons.